This is a messenger RNA of Actinia tenebrosa (Australian red waratah sea anemone), 607 nucleotides long. RefSeq lists its product as uncharacterized. NCBI's taxonomy places the organism in Eukaryota, Metazoa, Cnidaria, Anthozoa, Actiniaria, Actiniidae. Gene Ontology annotation, cellular component: cell-cell junction; plasma membrane. Gene Ontology annotation, molecular function: cell adhesion molecule binding. Gene Ontology annotation, biological process: homophilic cell-cell adhesion. The record is from RefSeq and is a predicted model, not a curated record.
UCAAAUAUUAUAUCAUUACGAUCCACUAAUGCUUUAAUCUUUUGAAACAAUGGAGGCAUCUCUAGUCCUAUGGAUUUCACUGAUCAUCAAAGUGUUACUUGUGAGCAGGACGCAGGGUGCAGCUCGUUUCACAAUAAAUCCACCAAGUGUUUCAUAUGUGUCUGUAGGAAAAACAAUCAAGCUCGUGUGGGAUUACAGCGUGGAUAGCAAGAGGGAAGAGUUUGGUGUUUAUUCGCCAAAGUGGAUAUUCUAUGCUGACAAUGGCAGUGAAUUUAUAAUUGCACAAGAAAAUGUAUUCAACCAGGGGCAAUGGAACAUACAAAAGGCUACAUGUCCUGCUAGACUACUGAACCCUGUUCGAGUGAGUAAAGAAUCAACUGCUACACUAGUAAUCCAUAAUGUAACUCUGGCUGAUAGUGGUACGUAUGGAUGUGUCCUAAUGCUGGCAGCACGAAGCCCCAUAACGAAUAAAGUCAAGCUCGUCGUAACAUGUGGGUAUGAUUGUUUCAAUUUGUUGAAAUUGUUGUUCCUGUUUCGAUUAGAUUCUUUUCUUGUUUGCUUAAGUUUUUUAUUUUUAUUUUUCAAAUUUUGAAAUAUCUUCCGUAAG